Molecule: messenger RNA, 5234 nt
Organism: Dipodomys ordii (Ord's kangaroo rat)
Lineage: Eukaryota; Metazoa; Chordata; Mammalia; Rodentia; Heteromyidae
Gene: Extl3
Product: exostosin-like glycosyltransferase 3
Exons: 7
Coding region: 775-3534 (919 amino acids)
Cellular component (GO): membrane
Molecular function (GO): glycosyltransferase activity
Source: RefSeq, a predicted model, not a curated record
GGGGCCGCGCGUCCUCCGCCGAGGCUGUCUCCCGCGCUGCGGACCUGCGCACCUGGCGCGCAGCGAGAAAUGUUAUUUCCAUGUGCUCAUCUCCACUGUAGAAGGUUAGGACACCGAGACAUAAGGUUGACAACAGGCCUGUCCCUGAAGGAUAAGAAGUAAUGUUUCUCAUUUCUAAGUAUGCGAUCCUUUUCAGAAGAUCAAUUUACUAGUUCUAUUUUAAGAAGGAGCACAUGAUGUGCUAAUGGAAGAUAAAUGGAAGCAAAGUGGAAAACACCUUUGUUUCUGGAAAGCUGCAUCUACUACUGGGCCUGACGGUUGGCAGUGACAUGGAUGAGAGGCUGGCAAUUCUAACUGCCAGCUUCUGUAUAACUUGACUAGAAACUAUGCAUAUUGGUUGGUCAGCAAAACCAGGGAACAAAAGCUAUGGCAGUUGACGUGGUCUCUCUGAUCCCAGACCAUUGUUCCUGGGCUUCACCCGCAGGAGCCUCCUUUUCACCUCAGCGAUGUGGCACUAUUUCCUGCUGGGUGAAGGCUGAGGACACAUUCCCUGGCCAGCAGCCAGGACUUAACAUACGCCAGAAUAGGAUUAGAGACCACUGCAUUCGAAGCCAAGGAAAAUGAAGCUUGCAUUUCAUUUGGUGCCUUGUGUAUGGAAUGCACGAACAUUUCUAGAAGUGCAUGUGUGAAAAGUGGCUCCGUUUUGUUCAACAGAAACAUGGGUAUGGCGAGUGACCCAAUGUAAUCGGUGGCGGCGAGAGCCCUGGGGUACUCAUGACGGGGUAUACCAUGUUGCGGAAUGGGGGUGUGGGGAACGGAGGUCAAACCUGUAUGUUGCGCUGGUCCAACCGAAUCCGGCUCACGUGGCUCAGUUUCCUGCUCUUUAUCAUUCUGGUGUUCUUCCCGCUCAUUGCUCACUACUACCUCACCACUCUGGAUGAGGCUGAUGAGGCAGGCAAGCGGAUUUUUGGCCCAAGGGCUGGUAAUGAACUGUGUGAGGUAAAGCACGUGCUGGAUCUCUGUCGCAUCCGUGAAUCUGUGAGUGAGGAGCUCUUACAACUGGAAGCCAAGCGGCAGGAGCUCAACAGUGAAAUUGCCAAGCUAAACCUGAAGAUCGAGGCCUGUAAGAAGAGUAUUGAAAACGCCAAGCAGGACCUGCUGCAGCUCAAGAAUGUCAUUAGCCAGACUGAGCAUUCGUACAAAGAGCUGAUGGCCCAGAAUCAGCCCAAACUGUCUCUGCCCAUCCGAUUGCUCCCUGAGAAGGAUGAUGCCGGCCUUCCUCCCCCAAAGGUCACACGGGGAUGCCGGCUGCACAACUGUUUUGAUUAUUCUCGCUGCCCUCUCACCUCUGGUUUUCCUGUCUAUGUUUAUGACAGUGACCAGUUUGCCUUUGGGAGCUGUCUGGACCCCUUGGUCAAGCAGGCUUUUCAGGCUACAGCUCGAGCCAAUGUGUAUGUUACAGAAAAUGCAGACAUCGCUUGCCUCUAUGUGAUAUUGAUAGGAGAAAUGCAGGAGCCCGUAGUGCUGCGGCCUGCUGACCUUGAGAAACAGUUGUUUUCUCUCCCGUACUGGCGGACAGACGGACAUAACCAUGUCAUCAUCAAUCUGUCCCGGAAGUCGGACACACAGAACUUACUGUAUAAUGUCAGUACAGGCCGCGCCAUGGUGGCCCAAUCCACUUUCUAUGCUGCCCAGUACAGACCUGGCUUUGACUUGGUUGUGUCACCACUGGUCUAUGCCAUGUCAGAGCCCAACUUCAUGGGGAUCCCACCACAGGUGCCAGUUAAGCGGAAAUACCUUUUCACCUUCCAGGGCGAGAAGAUUGAAUCGCUGCGAUCCAGCCUUCAGGAGGCUCGCUCCUUUGAAGAAGAAAUCGAGGGCGACCCUCCAGCCGACUAUGAUGAUCGCAUCAUUGCCACCCUCAAGGCUGUACAGGAUAGCAAGCUGGAUCAGGUCCUGGUGGAAUUUACCUGUAAAAACCAGCCCAAGUCCAGUCUGCCCACAGAGUGGGCACUGUGUGGGGAGCGGGAGGACCGCCUGGACUUACUGAAGCUUUCCACUUUUGCCCUCAUCAUCACCCCUGGGGACCCCCGCUUGCUCAUCUCAUCCGGGUGUGCCACGCGGCUCUUUGAGGCCCUGGAAGUUGGUGCUGUCCCUGUGGUGCUGGGAGAGCAGGUGCAGCUCCCGUACCAGGAGAUGCUGCAGUGGAACGAGGCGGCGCUGGUGGUGCCCAAGCCCCGGGUGACGGAGGUCCACUUCCUGCUGCGAAGUCUCUCCGACAGUGACUUACUGGCUAUGAGGCGGCAAGGCCGCUUUCUCUGGGAGACUUACUUCUCCACUGCUGAUAGUAUUUUUAACACCGUGCUGGCUAUGAUCAGGACUCGCAUCCAGAUCCCAGCUGCUCCCAUCCGGGAAGAGGUAGCAGCCGAGAUCCCCCAUCGUUCAGGCAAGGCAGCUGGAACGGACCCCAACAUGGCUGACAAUGGGGACCUGGACCUGGGACCAGUAGAAACGGAACCACCCUAUGCCUCACCCAAAUACCUCCGCAACUUUACUCGGACUGUCACUGACCUUGCCCGCAGCUGGAACUCUGCCCCUGGGCCUUUCUAUCUGUUUCCCCACACGCCCUUUGACCCUGUGUUGCCCUCAGAAGCCAAAUUUUUGGGCUCUGGGACUGGAUUUCGGCCUAUUGGUGGUGGAGCUGGGGGCUCUGGUAAGGAGUUUCAGGCGGCCCUGGGAGGCAACGUGCCCCGGGAGCAGUUCACGGCAGUGAUGCUGACUUACGAGCGGGAGGAAGUGCUGAUGAACUCCUUAGAGAGACUCAACGGCCUCCCUUACCUGAACAAGGUGGUGGUGGUGUGGAAUUCGCCCAAGUUGCCCUCAGAGGACCUUCUGUGGCCCGACAUUGGCGUCCCCAUCAUGGUGGUUCGCACUGAGAAGAACAGUUUGAACAAUCGAUUCUUGCCCUGGAAUGAGAUCGAGACAGAGGCCAUCUUGUCUAUCGAUGAUGAUGCUCACCUCCGCCAUGAUGAAAUCAUGUUUGGGUUUCGAGUGUGGAGAGAGGCACGUGACCGAAUUGUGGGCUUCCCUGGCCGGUACCAUGCAUGGGACCUCCCUCACCAGUCCUGGCUCUACAACGCCAACUACUCCUGUGAGCUGUCCAUGGUGCUGACAGGUGCUGCCUUCUUUCACAAGUAUUAUGCCUACUUGUAUUCUUAUGUGAUGCCCCAGGCCAUCCGAGAUAUGGUAGAUGAGUACACCAACUGUGAGGACAUCGCCAUGAACUUCCUCGUCUCCCACAUCACACGGAAGCCCCCCAUCAAGGUGACGUCACGGUGGACUUUCCGGUGCCCAGGAUGUCCCCAGGCCCUGUCACACGAUGAUUCCCACUUUUACGAGCGGCACAAGUGUAUCAACUUUUUUGUCAAGGUGUACGGCUACAUGCCCCUCCUGUACACGCAGUUCAGGGUGGAUUCCGUGCUCUUCAAGACGCGCCUGCCGCACGACAACACCAAGUGCUUCAAGUUCAUCUAGGGGUCACAGUUGUGGGGAGGACAGGCAGAGCGAGGGUGACGCUCCCAGGGACCCUGGGCCUUGAAGGGCCUUGGGGACAUCUGCUGGGCCAGUGGGCCAGACCCUCUGCUGGGAGAGGCAGCAGGAAUAGUGGGAAGGAAAUAGCUGCCUUUAUCUUGGUCAGCCACACUGGGCCUUGGCGCCCUGGUCAGCGGAGGAGGGGCUCCCACGCAGGGCACUGACUGGCAGUGUACACUGAGGACACGGUUCAUAGCCAGGACAGCGGCUUCGUGAUGUUUAAAGUCAGAAAGAACUAGUAUCUCAAAAGAAGUUUCAGAUCUGCCAUCCAAGGCUUAUUUAUAUAUGUGUGUGUAAACACACACAAACACACACACACGCACACACAUACAUACAUGCAUAUUUGGUGGGGGUGAGUAAUUGAAAUUUUUGCCUCUCUCGCCAAGGGAGGGGACCAGUCAGGCUCUGUGUGUCCUGCAUUUCAGUGGGGAGGGAUUGUGACCGAGGAAGUCUGCCUUCUUCCAUCUCCCAUCCUCCCAGGGAGUAGAGAGUGCAGAAACAAGAAAGGGGCCUGUGUGGCCUCUUAAGGGCGUUGAGAGGUGCUGGCCCUCGGUCCAGUCAGUGAUCGUAACCUGGUUCCCUCCUACAGAAAAGCUGGGGAAGGACCUGCACUGCAGCCGGCCAUCAGCCCUGCAGUCUUCUGCUAGGUUCAGUGGGUUUGAAGAUUUCUCAUUGGGCAGUGACAAUCCCAGAACUCACGCCUGCUCUCCUGUUAUCCCCCUUGUUGGAGAGAGAGAGUAGGAAGCAAAGACUGUGGAAGGUGUAAAGCUGCCCCCAUCAGCAGCGGGCAGUGCUGUGGGUCUCAGGCUUUCUGGAGUGUUUUCUCUCGGAUGAGACAACGGGAAGACUUUCAGGCUGCCCUUCCAGACAUAGGCGGGUGGUCUGCAGGCCAGCAAGCUCUGGUGCGGGACAAAGCGCGCCUCCUCCUCCGAGGAUGCCCCCGGCUGGCCGGGGGCCUGGCAGCAAGGCACCUGCCUUGAGAUUAAUACUUGGGUGAAAUUCACCUUUCCCCACCUCUGAGCCUCCAUCUGUGCCCUGUAGGUUUGGUAUGUGCUAGAACUGUGAGAGGCUGUGAUUUGCUAGGAGAGCUCACGCCAGUCUUGGGAUUUCACAGGCACUCACACCCCAACUCCCCACUUCUGUGGCCCGGGCCGCGGUGGCAGCUGGGAAAGCCAGUCACACAGGCCGCGUGCCAGGGACGUGGCCUGUGCCUUGUGUUCCCGGCCGCUUGUGGAAGUGGAGCUGAGAACGUUUCCAGCCCUCCGCAGGCUCGGGUCCGCCCUGGCCCGAACCACUUCCGUCCUCCCGAGACCGUGAUGUCCCGUGUUUGCGUUUCUUGGGGCACAUUCUGGCUGGCCGGUGUCGCUUGCUGUAGGUCCACACUGGAGGCCGCCCGGCCUGGCCGGGUUCGAGUCCGUGGGGAGGAAGGGCGCCCGCGCCGAUGCCCCCCCCCCCCCCCCAGCACAAGGGUCCAUGGUGGAGUUUUGUAAGAAAUAAAUGGAGGCGUUCCGAGGAGGCGUGUGGAGGCCUUGCUUUCUGGGGGGGGACCGGGCCUGCGCCUUUGCUGGGGCUGGGAAGAUGGCCCAGUGGGAGAGCGCUCAAUUCAUGCUGGAAGCCCUGGGUUCGAGUCUUCAGCACCACAC